AUGCUCGGUGGCAAAGUGACACCUCCGCCUAUUCUCACUCGUGGGAUGUCCUUGUAUCUAAGAGCCUACUUCAAAGAUAAGACUAUUAAGAAUAUUUACGAUAUCGUUAAAAGCACUACCUGCUCAGCUAUUAGAUUUGUCGUGGUUCAGGUGUUUCCGAAAGACGAUUCAAAAGAAAUAAGAUUCAAAAGAAAUAAGAUUCAAAAGAAAGAUUCAAAAGAAGGAUUCAAAAGAAAGAUUCAAAAGAAAGAUUCAAAAGAAAGAUUCAAAAGAAAGAUUCAAAAGAAUAAUUCAAAAGAAAGAUUCAAAAGAAAGAUUCAAAAGAAAAAUUCAAAAGAAAGAUUCAAAAGAAAGAUUCAAAAGAAAGAUUCAAAAGAAAGAUUCAAAAGAAAGAUUCAAAAGAAAGAUUCAAAAGAAAGAUUCAAAAGAAAGAUUCAAAAGAAAGAUUCAAAAGAAAGAUUCAAAAGAAAGAUUCAAAAGAAAGAUUCAAAAGAAAGAUUCAAAAGAAAGAUUCAAAAGAAAGAUUCAAAAGAAAGAUUCAAAAGAAAGAUUCAAAAGAAAGAUUCAAAAGAAAGAUUCAAAAGAAAGAUUCAAAAGAAAGAUUCAAAAGAAAGAUUCAAAAGAAAGAUUCAAAAGAAAGAUUCAAAAGAAAGAUUCAAAAGAAAGAUUCAAAAGAAAGAUUCAAAAGAAAGAUUCAAAAGAAAGAUUCAAAAGAAAGAUUCAAAAGAAAGAUUCAAAAGAAAGAUUCAAAAGAAAGAUUCAAAAGAAAGAUUCAAAAGAAAGAUUCAAAAGAAAGAUUCAAAAGAAAGAUUCAAAAGAAAGAUUCAAAAGAAAGAUUCAAAAGAAAGAUUCAAAAGAAAGAUUCAAAAGAAAGAUUCAAAAGAAAGAUUCAAAAGAAAGAUUCAAAAGAAAGAUUCAAAAGAAAGAUUCAAAAGAAAGAUUCAAAAGAAAGAUUCAAAAGAAAGAUUCAAAAGAAAGAUUCAAAAGAAAGAUUCAAAAGAAAGAUUCAAAAGAAAGAUUCAAAAGAAAGAUUCAAAAGAAAGAUUCGAAAGAAAGAUUCAAAAGAAAGAUUCAAAAGAAAGAUUCAAAAGAAAGAUUCAAAAGAAAGAUUCAAAAGAAAGAUUCAAAAGAAAGAUUCAAAAGAAAGAUUCAAAAGAAAGAUUCAAAAGAAAGAUUCAAAAGAAAGAUUCAAAAGAAAGAUUCAAAAGAAAGAUUCAAAAGAAAGAUUCAAAAGAAAGAUUCAAAAGAAAGAUUCAAAAGAAAGAUUCAAAAGAAAGAUUCAAAAGAAAGAUUCAAAAGAAAGAUUCAAAAGAAAGAUUCAAAAGAAAGAUUCAAAAGAAAGAUUCAAAAGAAAGAUUCAAAAGAAAGAUUCAAAAGAAAGAUUCAAAAGAAAGAUUCAAAAGAAAGAUUCAAAAGAAAGAUUCAAAAGAAAGAUUCAAAAGAAAGAUUCAAAAGAAAGAUUCAGAAGAAAGAUUCAAAUGA
Psylliodes chrysocephalus is the source of this 1482-nucleotide messenger RNA. NCBI's taxonomy places the organism in Eukaryota, Metazoa, Arthropoda, Insecta, Coleoptera, Chrysomelidae. The record is from the annotation of a GenBank genome assembly.